Messenger RNA from Dracunculus medinensis (Guinea worm), 1071 nucleotides. NCBI's taxonomy places the organism in Eukaryota, Metazoa, Nematoda, Chromadorea, Rhabditida, Dracunculidae. The record is from the annotation of a GenBank genome assembly.
AUGGGUUCUUGCCAGAGUCAAGAGGCUCAAGAUCAAUUAGCAAGAAAUAAGCAAAUAGAGAAACAGUUAAAUCAGGAUAAGCGAGCAGGAUCAUCUAUUGUUAAGCUCCUUCUAUUAGGUGCCGGUGAAUGUGGUAAAUCGACAGUACUGAAGCAGAUGCAGAUACUGCACAGUAAUGGAUUUACUGAAGAUGAAAUUAAUGAACGAAAGGCUGUAAUUUAUAAUAAUACGACUACAUCGAUAUGUGCUAUUUUACGAGCAAUGGAUAAUAUUCUACAUAUAACUCUUGAAGAUCCAGAAAAAGAGACUGAUAAGGCAUUAAUUUAUCGCGUAAUUGAGGCUGGUGAUGAAUCAUUACCAUUCACCGAUGAACUUGCAAAAGCCAUUGUAUCUUUGUGGAAUGAUAAAGGAGUCAAAAAAGCUUAUGAUAUGCGCAGCGAAUAUCAGCUAAACGAUUCAGCCAAAUACUUCCUCGAUUCAGUAAUGCGAAUACAUGAGCCUGGUUAUCGGCCCACGGAGCAAGAUAUUUUGUAUAGUCGAGUCGCAACUACUGGCGUUGUUGAGGUUAAAUUCAAAAUAAAGGAGCUUGAUUUUAGAGUAUUUGAUGUUGGCGGUCAACGCUCUGAGCGCCGGAAAUGGAUCCAUUGUUUCGAUAAUGUCGAAUCUAUAAUAUUCAUAACUGCUGUCAGUGAAUAUGAUCAAGUUUUAUUCGAAGAUGAAACAACAAAUCGCAUGAUUGAGUCCAUGCAAUUAUUUUCAUCAAUUUGUAAUAGUACUUGGUUUCUGGCGACAGCUAUGAUUUUAUUUCUUAAUAAAAAGGAUCUGUUUAGUGAAAAAAUUCAGCGUGUCAAUAUAACGACCGCUUUUCCAGAUUACGAAGGAGGGCAAAAUUAUGAUGAGGCAAUCAGUUAUAUUAAGCUAAAAUUCAGUGAACUUAAUCAAAAUCCGGAUAAAAAAACAAUAUAUAUGCAUGAAACAUGUGCAACAGAUACAAACCAAGUGCAAUUGGUUAUCACAAGUGUUAUCGAUACCAUAAUACAGAAGAAUUUACAAAAAGCUGGAAUGAUGUAA